AGAGCGAAUUUAGUUUGUUUUAUACUCUUUAUCGGCCAAUCUGCUGCUCCCCGCUCCAGUCCAGCAGGUGGCAGUAAUGCGCCGACAAGCUGCCAUUAUAACCCGACGAAGAAGAAACCGACGGCCCUCUGAAUGUUUGGCUAGCUAACGUUAGCGUUAGGUGGCUAUUGCUGCAGCUUAAAAGAACAUUUGGUGACUCCAUUACGGGUGUGGGGGAGAUCCAGUCGUCAACAUGGGUGAAAGAAAAGGAACAAACAAAUACUACCCUCCAGAUUUUGAUCCAGCCAAGCAUGGAUCCCUCAACGGCUACCAUAAAACUCACGCUCUGCGGGAGAGGGCCAGGAAACUGUCCCAGGGCAUCCUCAUCAUCAGGUUUGAGAUGCCCUACAACAUCUGGUGUGAUGGCUGCAAAAAUCACAUUGGCAUGGGGGUCCGUUACAAUGCCGAGAAGAAGAAAGUGGGGAACUACUACACCACGCCAAUCUACAGGUUUAGGAUGAAGUGCCAUCUGUGUGUCAACUACAUUGAGAUGCAGACAGAUCCGGCAACCUGCGACUAUGUGAUAGUAAGCGGGGCAAACAGGAAGGAGGAACGCUGGGACAUGGCGGAGAAUGAGCAGAUCCUCACCACAGAGCGGACAGAGAAAGAAAAGCUGGAGACGGAUGCCAUGUUCAAGCUUGACCACGGUGGGAAAGACAAGGAGAAGCUCAAGAAGGCUCUGCCUUCUCUGUCGGAGAUCCAAGACCACAAGUCCGGCUGGAAGGACGACUUCCAGCUCAACAGCACCCUCCGCAGGAAGUUCAGGACGGAGAAGAAAGUUCUGGCUGACCAGGAGGAGAAGGACAACACAGUGAGGAUGAGGACCAACCUGUCCAUCCCGCUGCUGCCAGAGAAGGAGGAGGACAAGAAACUGGCAGCACUGCUCACCUACCAGGCACCCGACUCCUAUGACGACAAGCAGCACAGCAAGCGGAAAGAGAUCUCCUCUCGUUCGUGGUUCAACGCCACCUCAGCCCCGCCCGGAAGUCCUUCGGGCAGUCUGCUCCAUAAGCUCGGCCUGCAGGGGAAAGAAGCGGCAGUGGCCAAAGCCCUGGGCUCCUCGCACAGCCCCCUGAUCCGCAAACGCGUAGGAGGACCGGGAAUCAAAACCGAGCCCUGCGCCACCAUCACUCGCAGACAUUCAUGUGAUGGAGAGAAGGUCGCACAGAGACAAGAAGCCCCAAGUAUAGCACCAGAGCAGGUGGGACAGGAGAUAGCACAAACAAAUGGCGGUGGCUCCAGGGAGACACAUGCCGAAACUACGGAAGCAGAUAAAGGACUAACUAAAGACUUUGGGAAGGAGAAGGAACCGGAAAGACCUUUAGCAACUAUCACAUCCCUAGUGGCAGACUACAGUGACUCAGAUUCAGACCCUGGACACUGAGGCUGAAGGAUGAGCUAAAUGGGACAGUUUCUGUUCCCAGUGAGUGGAAGUCAUUUUGUGAAAGUGAAACAAACUGGAGAUGUUUUUCAGAGCCGCAGGCAUCAGCUGUAACUUGUGUUGCUUUUAACUUAAAAAAAAGUGGUUAACGCACCUGCCUGGUUUUAUUUCAAUAUUCUGUGCUCUAAAACAAUGUGUGGAAUAAGAUUUUAAUUUUAAGCUUUGUGGUCUGCAGGAAGCUCCGUCAUGAAUGUGUCAUAUGAUAAUGGAUCCUGUUAAUAAGGCCUUUGUUAAAACACUGCAACUGUUAUCUGAUGGUAUUUUGAUUGAAUCCCACACGUUUGAUCUUACAAAACUGUCAGGCACCCUGUGUUAUUUACUGUAUAAAAUACUGUUAAACUGUU
This is a messenger RNA of Dicentrarchus labrax (European seabass), 1824 nucleotides long. It is a transcript of the gene yju2b, whose product is annotated as YJU2 splicing factor homolog B. The record is from RefSeq and is a predicted model, not a curated record. Gene Ontology annotation, cellular component: post-mRNA release spliceosomal complex; U2-type spliceosomal complex. Gene Ontology annotation, biological process: mRNA splicing, via spliceosome. The coding region runs from base 233 to 1423 and encodes 396 amino acids. NCBI's taxonomy places the organism in Eukaryota, Metazoa, Chordata, Actinopteri, Moronidae. The transcript is spliced from 10 exons.